Molecule: messenger RNA, 456 nt
Organism: Microthlaspi erraticum
Lineage: Eukaryota; Viridiplantae; Streptophyta; Magnoliopsida; Brassicales; Brassicaceae
Source: the annotation of a GenBank genome assembly
AUGUUAGCUACUGUCAUCGGCGGGAUGGGUUUCGGCCUUAUGGUGAAUCCCCCUGGUGGAGUCUGGGAGAGCGUUGACUGCGGCUCCAAGUCCACCGUUUGCACGACAGCCGGAACCGCCGUGCUAGGGGACGACGAUUCGAUGCGUCCCUUGUAUCUUGGGAUGCUAUUUAGCUCCAUCAUCUCCUUCUCUGCCUCGAUGUCUCUCAUUCUGCUCUUAGUGAGCGGUCUGGGGCUCAGGAACCGGUUUGUCAUCGCGGUCAUGAAGUUUCUGAUGAUUGUUGCUGUUCUCUGUGUAUCUGCCGCCUUCUUCUGCACAAUGGCGAUGAUUCAUCCCACACUUCCUUAUAUCCGUAUCGCAUACCUUGGAAUCUGGGGAAUCUUGGCAAUCGUAGUGUUGGUGUUGUACGGAAUUAGGCUCAUUUUUCCCAAACCAGAAACCAGAAUGGGAGCAUAA